Pistacia vera is the source of this 3372-nucleotide messenger RNA. RefSeq lists its product as uncharacterized. The transcript has 13 exons. NCBI's taxonomy places the organism in Eukaryota, Viridiplantae, Streptophyta, Magnoliopsida, Sapindales, Anacardiaceae. The record is from RefSeq and is a predicted model, not a curated record. Gene Ontology annotation, biological process: regulation of chromosome condensation. The coding region runs from base 260 to 3061 and encodes 933 amino acids.
UAAGAAAAAAAAUAAAAAUAAAAAUAUUUUUUCAAAAUCAGCUCGACGCUUUAACCAACCAACACCAACAGAAGCCUCAGCUCCUUCUUUCACCUUCUUUUCACUCUUCUUCAGCUCCCUAAUCGCAAUUCUAAGUCUCAGAUUUUUCCUUUUUAUUCCCCAAACUACCCUCGCAUUUCCGUUUAAAUGCCGAAUUCAAAAUCUUUUUCAAGAUAGGCCAAAACGACGCCGCCACCGCCGCCGCUUCCAAGAUUUGAAAAUGAUUGUUAGGACAUACGGGCGCCGGAAUAGGGGGAUCACGAGAACGUAUUCGGACACGAUAGACACCGACGACGACGUCGUUUUGGACGAUUCAUUUAGAGACUCUUUUUCUCUUUCCCAAGAUACCCCUCAAGAUUUGUAUAGUUUACCAUUCUCGUCCUCUCAAGAUUCGUCUCCGCUUUGGUCUUCCCAAGAACCCGACUACAACAAUAAUUCCGUUCAAAUUUUGCCUUCGACUAGACCUCUUUUUACCAAUUCUGACGAGGGCGUUGUCGGUAGGAGGUCAAAGAAGCAGAGGAAGGGGAGCUCUGGGCCGUUGAUUCCGGCAACUUCGACGCUGAUGGAGGCGCAGGAGUUUGGAGAGAUGAUGGAGCACGUUGAUGAAGUGAACUUCGCUAUUGAUGGGUUAAAGAAAGGGUCUCAGGUGAGAAUCAGGAGGGCUAGUUUGUUGUCUUUGUUGUCGAUUUGUGGCACCGUCCAACAAAGGAGGCUUCUAAGAACUCAGGGGUUGGCAAGGACAAUAAUUGAGGCUAUUUUGGGUCUCAGCUCUGAUGACUCACUCAGCAAUUUAGCUGCUGCCACACUUCUUUACGUUUUGACUAGUGAUGGUCAAGAUGAUCACCUCUUGGAGUCACACAGCUGCAUUCAUUUUCUAAUUAAAUUGUUGAAGCCAGUCAUUUCUACUGCUGCUGAAGACAAAGCGCGAAAAAUAGGUUCUAAGCUUUUGGCAUUACGUAAGGAUGCUGACAUCAUACAAGAUGCGACUAAAACCUUAGAUUCUAGUUCUUCUGCCAUUCUUUCCAAAGUUCAAAAAAUCCUUGUCAGUUGCAAGGAAAUGAAGUCAAGCUGUGGAGAUGAUGAUGGAAUAGGGAGGCCAGAGUUAAGUGCGAAAUGGGUGGCUUUGUUAACAAUAGAGAAGGCUUGCUUAUCUAAGAUCUCCUUUGAAGAUGCCACAGGUGCAGUGAGGAAGACUGGGGGCAACUUUAAAGAAAAGCUGAGAGAAUUGGGAGGACUUGAUGCAGUCUUUGAGGUCAUCUUGAAUUGUUAUUCUGUUAUGGAGGGUUGGAUAUUACAUAGUUCACCUUCUAUUCAGACUGCAAAGCAUAAUCUGGACCUGCAGAGCCUUGUGUUUCUUUUAAAAUGUUUGAAGAUCAUGGAAAAUGCUACUUUCCUAAGUAAAGAUAAUCAGAGUCAUUUGCUUGGAAUGAAAGGGAACUUAAUUUCUAGUGGGCCCCGACAAUCGUUUACGGAAAUUGUUAUAAGUGUCAUCAAGACUCUUUCAGAUCUUUAUCUACGUAGAAGUUCAUCCACCUCUGCUGAUGAUAAGUCAUAUAAUUUGUCUGAUGGGAAUGGGACUGGUCACACAUCAGAAUUGGCUCUAAUUACUGACUGUAAAGAGAACAGCAACGAGGUUAUAUUCAUCAGUUCUUCUAAAAGCUUCUCUAGUACUGAGUUGAUUUCUUCUGAAAAGAGCUUUUGUGUAUCUCAGAACAGUCGGUGGUUAUCCACUGAUCGUUUGGGUCAUUCUGAAUCCAAUUCUGAGACCACCACUACAUUGAUGAAUGACAGUUGCAUUCUGAAGAUGAGAUCCCGUUCUUCCUUGUCCACCUCAUGUAGUGGGACACCACGGAGUUCUGAUAGUGGACCUUUAAGUGGUAAUGGCCCAAGGACAAAAUUUGAUCCUGCAGAGAGACCUAAUAGUAGAAAAGAUGACAAGUGUGGACCUUUUGAGGAUAGUGAAGAUCCUUUUGCAUUUGAUGCUGAUGAUUUUGAGCCCUCAAAGUGGGACUUACUAUCCGGGAAACAUAAAAAACCUCAAACUAAAAAGAGUGGGGUAAUUUGCAGAGAUCUUGAAGAUGAGUGUCAAUAUGAAAUGAUGAUGAGCCAACCAGAAUCAAGAAAUGGGGAAAAGCACCAACUUCGAUCAGGUAAUGGGCUGAAUCACCAGCCAUUAAGUAAUGGGGGAAAUCUCUUUUCACAAGAAAGCUCAUGUUCACUUGUCGAUGAUAAAGAGAAUUCUGAUCUUUUAGCUGAUUGCCUUCUUACAGCUGUCAAGGUUCUCAUGAAUUUAACAAAUGACAACCCUGUUGGCUGCCAACAAAUUGCCUCAUGUGGAGGUCUGGAGACAAUGUCUUUGUUGAUUGCCAGCCACUUCCCCUCAUUCAGCAAAUCUCUGUCUCAUUGCAGGGAUAGUUCUGAGUUUGACCACCAGGAUGAUAGACCUAUGACUGAUCAAGAGUUGGAUUUCCUUGUUGCUAUAUUGGGUCUGCUGGUGAACUUGGUAGAGAAGGAUGGACUUAACAGGUCGCGGCUUGCGGCAGCCAGAGUUCCAUUACCUAAUUCAAAAGGGUUAGAAGCAGAGAGUCAUGGGGAUGUAAUUCCGCUGCUGUGUUCAAUCUUUCUUGCUAACCAUGGGGCAGGUGAUGUAGUUGGAGAAGGAAAUGCAGGUGAUGAAGCUGGGGAAGGAAAUGCACGUGAAGAAGCUGGGGAUGGAAAUGCAGGUGAUGAAGCUGGGGACGGAGAUGCUGUGCCUUGGGACGCUGAGGAAGCGGUUCUACAAGGAGAGAAAGAAGCAGAGAAGAUGAUUCUGGAAGCUUAUGCAGCACUGCUACUGGCGUUUCUUUCAACUGAAAGUGCGGAUAUACGUGGUGCAAUUGCUGAAUGUCUUCCAAACCGCAAUCUGGCAAUUUUGGUACCUGUGCUGGAAAGAUUUGUGGCAUUUCAUCUAACAUUAAACAUGAUCUCAGAGGAGACUCAUAUUGCUGUGAGUGAAGUAAUCGAAUCAUUAAGAGUGGCAUGAGAACUCGAGAAAUGGAUAUUCUGUACAGCCUCGGCCCUUCUGUUAGAUAGCUGUUUGCUUUUGCAGACUAUAGUGCUCAUGGCGACGGGAUUGCUCCAGCAUCACAAACGUAAUAUUCUGACUACCGGCCUGCUAUUAUAGUCUGAUCGACCCCUUUUGUUUGGUUUUCCCCCUUUUUUCUUUUUUAUACUUUUUGUCUUUUACACUAUUCUUUGUAGCUGUUUUGUCAUCGUCUUGAUGUAGGCUGGGACGCAUGUAUACAAAAAUGUGAUAGCAGAAUGAAAUUUGUUUUUGUCUGUGCAUUGUCUAUA